GCACCGACAAAGCGAGAUAGACGACACCAGGGGAGAGAGGCACAUUUUCACGCCCUCUCACAUUAUUUCUCGUCUCAUCGAUUAAAGAGACAGGCUUCCUUCAGGAAAAAAGUGAACAGGAUCCCCAAACGACACGAGGGAGAGAUGCAGUCUGUGGAGAGAUGGACUUUGCUGCUUUUACUCGUGGGUUUGAAGGCGCAAGACUGCCUCUCAUCAAAGGCUGAGGACCGACUUUUCAGGAAGCUGUUUAGACGAUAUAAUCAGUUCAUCAGACCAGUGGAGAAUGUCUCUGACCCAGUCACUGUGGAGUUUGAGGUCUCCAUCUCCCAGCUGGUUAAAGUUGAUGAGGUGAAUCAAAUCAUGGAAACAAAUUUAUGGCUCAGGCAUAUUUGGAAUGACUACAAGCUCCGAUGGAAGCCUGCAGAGUUUGACGGGAUUGAGUUCAUUAGAGUCCCAUCGAACAAGAUUUGGAGACCCGACAUUGUGCUCUACAACAAUGCUGUAGGAGAUUUUCUGGUGGAGGAUAAGACCAAGGCCUUGCUGAAGUUUGAUGGAACUAUCACAUGGGUUCCUCCAGCAAUUUUUAAAUCAUCUUGCCCAAUGGACAUCACCUACUUCCCCUUUGACUAUCAGAACUGCUCUAUGAAGUUUGGGUCCUGGACUUACGACAAAGCCAAGAUUGACCUGGUACUUAUUGGGUCCAAGGUGAACCUGAAAGACUUCUGGGAAAGUGGCGAGUGGGAAAUCAUUGAUGCUCCAGGCUACAAACAUGACAUCAAGUACAACUGCUGUGAGGAGAUCUAUCCAGACAUCACCUACUCCUUCUACAUCCGGCGUCUGCCACUCUUCUAUACCAUCAACCUCAUCAUCCCCUGCCUCCUCAUCUCUUUCCUCACAGUGCUGGUUUUCUAUCUCCCAUCUGACUGUGGAGAGAAGGUCACGCUCUGUAUCUCCGUCCUGCUCUCCCUCACUGUGUUCCUACUUGUUAUCACAGAGACCAUCCCCUCCACAUCGCUGGUCAUCCCGCUCAUUGGAGAGUACCUCCUCUUCACAAUGAUCUUCGUCACACUCAGCAUUGUCAUCACUGUUUUUGUGCUGAAUGUACAUUAUCGCACACCAAUGACCCACACUAUGCCGGGCUGGGUGCGCUCGGUGUUUCUCAAAGUGCUACCGAGGAUUAUGCUAAUGCGGAGACCGAUUGAUGAGAACAGCAAAGUUGGGGGGCUGGACAGCAGUGGGGAGGCAGGAGGAGGUGGAGGGGGAGGAGGAGGCGGAGGAGGAAAAGGAGGGAGAAAACGGAAGAAUAGCUUAAUGCAGUUUGGAGGAGGAUCGCUUAACUGUCUGGAGUUUGGUGAAAGCAAGCUCUCAACUAUGGAGGGCUGCACUGGAAAGAAAUGCCCCUGCCCUUGCCAGCAUGGGAAGGAAACCCCAGAAACCCCAGACCCUGGGAAGAUGACACGUCAGCUGAGUCACCAAAGCAUCAACACAGUCGUGGCCUUUUCUGUGGUGUCACCUGAGAUUAAACAGGCCAUCGAGAGCGUCAAGUACAUUGCUGAAAACAUGAGGAGCCGCAACAAGGCCAAAGAGGUGGAGGAUGACUGGAAGUACGUCGCCAUGGUGAUUGACAGAAUCUUCCUUUGGGUAUUUGUGACCGUGUGCGUCCUGGGAACUAUGGGCCUGUUCAUCCAGCCUCUUUUUGGCUUUUUCUCAUAACUGCUAGCCCGUCAGGGUCCUCAGUCACCCUGUGCAUAGACCAAUCUCAAACAAGUAACUAAUGGACUCUCAGUUCUCAUCCGACAAAUCAAAAGACAGUUUAAGUCCUAAGCACUAUCUGGUAUGCUGGUUUUGCUGGUUUUUUGUGUUUUUUCCCUUUUGCAGCAAAUAGAAAUAAAGAAACAGUGAAGUCUAAAAUGUUCUCGACACAUAAGCUCAUCUUUCGUGGUAAAACAGAUUUUUCUAUAACUCCUUUUUUUAACUCUUGACCAUGUUUAUUCAUUUGUACUUUUAAAGUAUCUUUAAUACAAAUAUUGGACACAUAAUGAUUUCCUGUGUAGUUAAAUUUGUUAACAGCCUCAGAGACCGAGCUUUGUGGGUAAAAUUCUAGCAUUUGCACCCUCCUAAAAAGCAAAACCAGUCUACCUUAUUACUCAGAUCCAUUUAGCUCUCAAAACAUACAUGCUAACAUCUAUAUCGCUAAAAUUGGCUCAUCGGAACUGGGCUUUUCUAACCAGUGAGUGAUCUUACAAUCGUGACGUCCAACUUUUAUAGUCCAUAGGGGCAACGAAAUUCACACAGCUUAAUUUUGACCUAUCUUUUCCUUUUGGGAAAUUUUGUAUACUGCUUUCAUAAAAUUUCUGCCUCUGGCAAAAAAUAAAUGUGAUAAAGAAGUCAGAAACUCAGAUUCAUGCCUCAUCCUUAUUUUGCCAAAAUAUGUAAUUGAUUGUUUUUUGUAUUGUAAUAGAUUUCUGUAACAGUCUGGCUCAGUUCAAAACUCGGCACACUGAAUAUUCCUUUAGGACUGGAACUCGGACAUUCAGCAGAUGCUUGGAACUUUGUACUUCCAGCAGAGAUGAUACAAAAACUGAACUUAACCCUGCAAGAUUCCUCCUCUGAGCUGACUGAUAACUGUCAUACCCGUUACCCAGUCUGAUUCAUCAAGAAUUCCACUGUCAGAGUCAUCAUGCUUGCUGCUUUUUUGUGCCAUUUCCAAUUACAGUUGAGACUACUGGCAUGCUUGGCAGUGCUUUUACAGAUAAGGGCAGGCUGUUCUUCUAUUUGUAAUUAGAAACCAUACGUUUAUAAAUGUUCCACGAGGUAAUUGGUUGGCCUGGUAAAUAUUGGAUUAAAUGGUAUUUGAUUAGUUGCUCCUGAAAUAGCAUUACAUCUAUUAAUUCAUGAGAGGAUUCUAUCAUCCAAUUCCAUGGCGACUAAUUUAAUCUUCUUUUUUCUUGUCACUUUUGAUUAUUAUGACGCACAAACGUGAUGAAAGAAACAUGUAUCACAGAAGUUUUGAUGGCUUUGACCUAUGGCUGAUGAUAUAUUAAUCUGAAUUUUGGUUUUGCACAUUGUGAG
Messenger RNA from Pundamilia nyererei, 3072 nucleotides. RefSeq names its product neuronal acetylcholine receptor subunit alpha-3-like. The transcript is spliced from 8 exons. The coding region runs from base 145 to 1713 and encodes 522 amino acids. Lineage: Eukaryota; Metazoa; Chordata; Actinopteri; Cichliformes; Cichlidae. Gene Ontology annotation, molecular function: acetylcholine-gated monoatomic cation-selective channel activity; transmembrane signaling receptor activity. Gene Ontology annotation, biological process: monoatomic ion transmembrane transport. The record is from RefSeq and is a predicted model, not a curated record. Gene Ontology annotation, cellular component: postsynaptic membrane.